This is a messenger RNA of Paramecium primaurelia, 576 nucleotides long. The record is from the annotation of a GenBank genome assembly. NCBI's taxonomy places the organism in Eukaryota, Ciliophora, Oligohymenophorea, Peniculida, Parameciidae.
AUGUUCAAACCCAAGAUAUCUAAGAAAUUUGGAAUUCUUCUUAGAUUCUUGCAGCGUUUAAACUUCAUUUUUCUCUUGAAAAUCAAAUAAUUGGAAUAAAGAAAUUUCGAGAAUGCUUGAAGAGAAAUGGGUUAGCUUACAAAUAAAUUCCCAAGCGCAGCUUUGGUUUUUUAAAAAAUCCCGAUUUAGAAAAGUUACCCAAUAUUGUAUUGAUCUCCUUUCUUAUAUCAAUGAUGAAUUCAAACAAUUUAUGCUGAUGAAACCACUUUUGCUCAUUAAUCUCGCAAUCCAAAAUGUUGGUAAUAAAAAAAGAAUCAAAAAUUUCGAAAAUUAGUCACUCUUCAAAAAUCUGUUAAUGUAAUGGUGGGAAUAGGUUAAAAUGGCUUUUAGAUGUUUUAGGUAUGCAUAGGAAAUGUUAAUUUAUUUAUUUUUGGGUAAUUUAUAGAAAAGCUAAUCAAAAGUGCAACUGAAUUUUACAAAAAUUAAAAAUUCCUUAUUACUCUGGAUAACUGUCCAACUCAUUAAAGUAAGAUGAUAAAAUAGAGAUAUUUAGAUAAUAUUAAUUACUUAUUUUUA